GCGGCGGGUCCGCAGGAUAUACAACAUGGCCCAAGCAGAGAAGAAAGGUGGGCUGCUCCGGAAAUCUUCAGCUUCCAAGAAGCCAUUGAAGGAAAAAGUUGUGUUGAUGUAUGAUGAGAUUUUCACGACAGAGGAUCCCAGUAAAUGCAACCCUAGGUUUUGGGAGGAGCUGUUUCUCAUGAAGGUCAACCUGGAAUAUCUAGAAGGCAAGCUGGAGGCUCUGGAUGGGGAAGAGUUAAUGAAGAUAAAAGACAACAUCAACUGCUUGUUUCAGCACUGCAUCCAGGCACUGAGUGAGGAGCACCCAAUCAGAGUGGUCAAUGCAUUGCAGACUUUGUGUGCAUUGAUUCGGGGUGUCCAUCAGAAGAACAAAUCCACUUCUGGCUUUGACAUCAUCAACAUGCUUGUGGGUUUUGAUAAGGCAGAACUAUGUAUGAAGAACCUGAUGGAGAGCUUGGAUUCGCUGCUCUGUGCAGAAGGUUCUGAGAGCCUCAAGAGCUUGUGUCUGAAGCUACUCCUCUGCUUGGUGACAGUGACAGAUAACAUUAGCCAGAACACCAUCCUGGAGUAUGUGAUGAUUAACAGCAUAUUUGAAGCAAUUUUACAGAUUCUGUCCAGCCCGCUAAGUCGCAGGGAGCAUGGCUAUGAUGCUGUUGUCCUUCUUGCCUUGCUGGUCAACUACAGAAAGUAUGAGUCAGUGAAUCCCUACAUUGUGAAGCUCUCCAUCGUAGAUGAUGAAGCCACACUCAAUGGAAUGGGACUUGUAAUUGCCCAGGCUUUAUCAGAAUAUAACAGGCAAUACAAAGAUAAGGAAGAGGAGCACCAGAGUGGUUUCUUCUCAGCUCUGACUAAUAUGGUGGGCAGCAUGUUCAUAGCAGAUGCUGACGAGAAGAUCUCAGUCCAAACAAAUGAAGCAAUCCUUCUGGCCCUCUAUGAAGCUGUUCACUUGAACCGGAAUUUCAUCACAGUUCUGGCACAAAGCCACCCUGAAAUGGGGCUGAUGACAACGCCAACGAGCCCAAUUCCAACCACACCUGUCACUCCACUUGGAACCACCCCACCUUCUUCAGAUGUUAUAAGCUCUGCAGAGCUACCUCUGGAUGCUGAUGUGCAAACGAGCAACCUACUGAUAACCUUCUUGAAGUACAGCUCGAUUGUGAUGCAGGACACAAAAGAUGAGCACCGGCUACACAGUGGAAAGCUCUGUCUGAUUAUCCUGACAUGCAUAGCAGAGGAUCAGUAUGCUAAUGCUUUUCUCCAUGAUGACAACAUGAAUUUUCGAGUGAACCUACACAGGAUGCCAAUGAGACAUAGGAAGAAAGCAGCAGACAAGAACCUGCCUUGUCGCCCGCUGGUGUGUGCAGUGCUUGAUUUGAUGGUGGAGUUCAUUGUAACACACAUGAUGAAAGAAUUUCCUAUGGAUCUCUAUGUCCGGUGCAUUCAGAUUGUGCACAAGCUGCUGUGCUACCAGAAGAAAUGCAGAGUGAGGCUCCAUUACACCUGGAGGGAGCUCUGGUCAGCUUUAAUCAACCUGUUGAAGUUCCUCAUGUCUAAUGAGACCGUGUUGCUGGCCAAGCACAACAUCUUCACUCUUGCUCUUAUGGUUGUGAACCUGUUCAACAUGUUCAUCACUUACGGAGAUACCUUUCUUCCCACUCCCAGCAGCUAUGAUGAGCUGUAUUAUGAAAUCAUUCGGAUGCAUCAGAAUUUUGACAACCUCUAUUCCAUGGUUCUAAGGCUGUCAACCAAUGCUGGUCAGUGGAAGGAGCCUGCAAGCAAGGUGACCCAUGCAUUAGUCAAUAUUAGAGCCAUCAUCAAUCACUUCAACCCGAAGAUAGAGUCUUACGCUGCAGUGAAUCACAUAUCGCAGCUCUCUGAGGAUCAGGUUCUGGAAGUGGUGCGGUCCAACUAUGACACGCUGACCUUGAAGCUGCAGGACGGACUGGACCAGUACGAGCGCUACUCGGAGCAGCAUAAGGAGGCUGCCUUCUUCAAAGAGCUGGUUCGGUCCAUCAGCAUCAACGUGAGGAAGAACCUUGCUUUCAACACGCUGAGCCAGGAGCUGCUGCUGAAGGAAUUCUCUACAAUCUCUUGAAGCAGGGCCGCAGCCUCUGCGCAGGGCUGAGCAGAGACAGGACCUGCCUGGGCAGGGACACUACAGAGCUGCAGCCCUCCCCCUGCAGAAGGGACUGCAUUUCUUGCAGGGCAGAGCCUUGCUGUUGUGUGUUUGAUCCGACAGGCGUGUGUUUGAGCAGGGAUGAUUGGCACAUUGAGGAGGAAGCUGUUUUGUAAGGUGUCAUGGGGGUUGGCAGCCGUUCCUGUGACGUAGCAAUGGGAGAUUCCCUCCACAGCCCCAGGGAAGAUGCACUGGAAACCUCUGCAGCAGAGCUGGGAAAAGCUCACAAGCAAAACAAUAAAACUGGUCCAGCUGCGUGAGACAAUUCUGCACUGAGAUCUCACAUCUGCUCUGUGGGGGAAGCUGUGAUCCCAGGUGAGGGCUGUUCAUUUCUCUCAGCCUGGAUCAAUCUGCCCUCCUGCCGAUGCAGGAAUGGCUUUGGGGUAGAAAACCUUUCCCCAAGGAGCAUGCCCUGCUCACUGCUGGCUUCUCAUGUCAGAAGGUGUCACUCCAACCAAGGCAUCGCGUUACUGAGAAGGAGAAAUUGUGUCACCGAGGCUGUUGGCUUACAGGGUUCUGUCUGAGCCAGUAUGCAAAGCUAUGGGGUGUCAAACUGAAGACCAGCUCUGCCUGGGGUCACUGUGACUUCUGGUAGCCCAGCUCACCUCUGCUGUUUCUAAGGUUGAGGAACAUUUUUAGAUACUCCUUUUUCAUGGGACAGGCUGAGUCCCUCCCCCCCACUCUCCUUACUGCCCACCAGAGACUGCAUUGCGACAAUCCUCCUCUUCCUCACAGGAUCAUCUGCCUUGCAGCUGUUUGCAAGUGCCUGGUGACCUUCAAGAAGUAAGAAGUCCCCUGGUGUGCAGCACACAAUUAAAAUGCAGAUGGAGAAAUAGUUAACUUCACUUUCUCACUUGCUCUUCCCUCUUCACCAAGCCACUUCUAGCACUGCAGUCUACUGAGAACUUCUGUGGGGUAAUUCUCUCAAAUUGGUUGGGGGGUAAUUUCAACCCACCACAGCUUCCUGAGGAGGAGCUCCAGGAGGAUGUUCUGGGACACAAGUAGACCUUUCUGUUCCAGGAACAGUGUUUCAAAGGUGCCCCGGUCAGAGGUGCUGUGUCAGGCUGUCUCAGGAAUAUGCAGCAUAAACACCCAAUCCCUCUUUGUGCAUUUUUAGCUCCCACCAGUGAUGCUAACAUCUGGCCUGACUUGAUGGACUGAAGCAAAGAAGUUAUUUACAUCCCAGAUCCAUUUCUUAAUUUUUUUUUUCUGUAGAAAACGUUUUUUGUGGAAAAAAGUGCCUAGUUCUACUCUUAGCCUCCUAGGUUAGAGUACUGUGAGUGAUGUGAAUGUCCUGCUCAUUUACUACCAUUUUUAGACAAGGCUUAUUCAUGCUAAUGUGAUAAUUGUGUUAAUGAUUCAUCCUUACCUUCUAUGAGCACAGGGAACUGAAAGCUGUGCCCUUGGCCACCCUCUGGGCACAGCACCUGAUGAAGCCCAUACAUUUUCCUUAGGAGCACUGGCUUCUCCCAACAGAGGAUACUUUGCUUCAGCAUGGAAUUGUCUGGCUUUUAUCAGCUAAGCCAGGCUCUUAUUUGCUUUCUGCUGUGCAAAUGUGUAGAAAUGUGUACAUGUCAGAGGGACAGCGUGUGGGAGAGCAAGCAGGCUCCAUAAAAUCAUUCUGCUUGAGAACAGGCCAGGGCAUGUAGAAGGAGGCAGCUUCUCCAGUGAAAAAUGAGUGAAAAUGCAUCACAAUGUUGUCCAUAUGUGUGGGGAGCCCCUGCUAGACGAUCUCUCCUCCAAGGGGAAGGAGUUUCUUCUAAAGGGGGCUUGAGCUGCUUCCUUGAGAUGCAGCCCCAGCAUCACUGCUGCUGUUGGAACAUCCAGUCACCCAACUGUCCCUGUGUCUCCUUUUCUCUGACCCUGCUUGGGCUGAGACUAGGCAGAUGCACAAGAGAGUGGGGGUUGAGUCUGCCUCGGCAGCCUCUGGGAUUUUUCUGGGCUUGCCUGUUGAGGGCCCCACGGUGCUCCCUUGCUGGGAUGAACUGGGAAGCCCAGGCUGUGACUGGGAGCUGCUCCUAAGCUCAGCCCCUCACACAAGACUGAGCUGGGGAGGACUGUGACACACGUCCUCGUGUCACACUGACCCAAGCACUGUAAAUGGAUGUACAUACAA
This is a messenger RNA of Indicator indicator, 4292 nucleotides long. It is a transcript of the gene ARMH3, whose product is annotated as armadillo like helical domain containing 3. Lineage: Eukaryota; Metazoa; Chordata; Aves; Piciformes; Indicatoridae. The transcript has 26 exons. The coding region runs from base 26 to 2095 and encodes 689 amino acids. Gene Ontology annotation, cellular component: cytosol. The record is from RefSeq and is a predicted model, not a curated record. Gene Ontology annotation, biological process: regulation of Golgi organization.